AUCCUUACGGAAUUUGCCCUUGCUGCCUGUCACUGAAAUUUGUUCGCGUUCUCGGUCUACAUUUCUUUGUCGGAAUCUGAAUCAGUCUAGCUUCCGUGCAUUAUCCGGCCUCCGGACAAAACCAGUGCUGAAAUUGACAUAUAUAUGCUUUUAUCUGGAUUGACUCUGAUAACGUUCUCAGCUUUUAAAGGCCUGAAGCUGGUGGACCAUAGCUGGUGUUGUCUUCAACUCAAAUGAGCAGAUCGGGUGGACAAAAAGAAAACCAUGCAAGUAGUUCUGACCCACUGCGAGAUAGCAUGGAUGAAAGUACUGCUGCUAGAACGAGGCCUUUGAGCUAUGAGGAGAUUAUGAAAAGAAGGAUAAAUAAGGAGUUGUCUCAGAAUAUGAAAGAAGAAGCUAGAGGGGUGGAGAUUAUUCCGAGGAAUGACACCAUUCAGGAUUCUUCUGCUCGUCUUGGAUCUCUUAGAGUGGGUAGAGAAACUAAAAGGCUUUCUUCAGUUAUAGAGCGGCCUGUUUUAGAGGACAAUAUGAGAGGAAGCGCUAGGGAAGAAAAACCUUUACGGGGCAUUAAUGGUGGAACUGGUCAUGGUUUGAAGGAACUUCGCUAUAAAGAAGAGCAUGCUUCCAUGAAGGAAAGUUCACAUGUGACAGGAAAUAUGAAAAACCGUGAGUCUAGAGCUGGAUUACGGACUAAUUUAAUGAAUGAAUCAUGGAGUAGAGAUAAUAGAGGUGAAACUCAUAGCAGGAUCAAGAAUGAUGACUGGCAUGGAGGUGAUACAGAAGACAGACGUCUAAGGAGGGAAAUAAGGAAUACAGGUUAUAGAGAUGAAACUGAGCAGAAACUCAAUACUAGGGCCAAGAAUGAUGAACGGCCUAGGAAUUCUCGAGAAGAGAGGGGCCAGAGAAAUGAACCGGGGAAUACAGGUAACAGAGGUGAACCUGACAAGAAAAUUAAUAGUAGAAGUAAGAACAGUGAACGGCCUAGGCAUAACCACAGGGGGCCAGGCAAUGAACAGAGUGAAACUGACAAGAGAAUUAAUAAAAGGAGCAAAGAUGAUGAACGGCCUAGAAAUGAUUCUGAUGAUAGAGCUAGAAAGGCAUAUUCUAGAGAUUCAAUGGUUAAUGACAGAUAUACUGACAGGAAUGAGGGAAAAUUGGAUAAAGAAAACAAGAAGAAAUAUCAGAAUGCCAAUGAUAGGGACAUCAGAGACAAAUAUGCUAUAAAGAAACCUGAUCUUGGGAGACCACGUGACUCUGAAGUUGCAGAGAAGAAGGGGCAAAAACAACAACUGUCAGGAUCUCGUCAUGAGGAAACCAAGAUGAAGAGGAAAAGGUCAAGGAGUCAGGAUCGAGGGAAGGAUAGGGUGAGGAGGUCACUUUCUCUUUCACCUCACAAAGGUGUGUCUUCUAAUGGAAGGAAACCUGGAGAUUCAACCUCGCAUUCUCAUAAGGAUAGGCCUGCAAAGCAACAUCAUAAGGAUAUCGAGAGGAGAAAGUUUGCAAGUAAUGGUUUGGGCAGUCACUACCGUGGACAUGGUGGAUUGACUAGUGGGCUGGGUGGAUAUUCACCAAGAAAAAGGAAAACCGAGAAUGCUAUUAAGACUCCUUCCCCAACAAAUCGAUCGCCGGAGAGGAAAAAUGCUGGGUGGGAUAUUCCACCCACGGGGGUCAAAGACUCUUCAUCUGGUUCAGUUGCGGAUGGCCCUCAGCUACCAAACCACCAAGCUGUGUCAUUGAAUGUACACGAGUUAGUGAGUGCUGUUACUGCUGCUUUAAAUGCAUCAAAACCUCUUCCAGGGGCUUCCAGUUUCCUUCCUGCAAAAACUAAUGCCUCCAUUGAUUCUAUUCAACUAACUGAAUCUACACGGCCUAUGAGACGGCUCUACAUAGAGAAUGUACCAGCUUCAGCCUCGGAGAAAGAUGUGAUGGAAUUUCUCAAUAAUCAUUUGCUGUCUUCAGGUGUUAAUUAUAUUCAGGGGAAGCAACCGUGUAUUAGCUGUAUCAUUCAUAAGGAGAAGUGCCAAGCUCUAGUUGAGUUUCUUACUCCUGAGGAUGCUUCAGCAGCUCUCUCAUUUGAUGGAUCUUCCUUCUCUGGUUGUAUGCUAAAGAUCAGACGGCCCAAAGAUUUUGUUGAAGUGGUUACUGGUGAUAUUGUUGAGGCAGCCAAAUCAGCACCUAUAGUUCCCUUGAGCAAUAUUGUAAAGGACUCGCCUCAUAAGGUCUUUAUUGGUGGAAUAUCUGAGGUUCUUUCUGCUGAAAUGAGAUCUGAAUUCUUCAUGUUGCUUCAGCUCAUAGAGAUUGCUAGUGCAUUUGGACCACUGAAGGCAUUCUACUUUGAUGCCAAGCAGGACACUUUGAAUCGAUAUGCUUUUCUUGAGUACGCAGAUCUAUCUGUAACUCCUAAAGCAUGUGUGGGAUUAAAUGGCAUGAAAUUGGGGGGCCAAGUACUAACUGUAGUUCAAGCUCUUCCUGAUAAGUCAUCCUCGGAGAUUUCUGAAAAGCAACCAACUUAUGUGAUACCUGACCAUGCGAAGCCUCUUCUGCAGAAGCCUACACAAGUAAUAAAGCUAAAAAAUGUGUUCACUCCCGAGGACUUGUUGUCGCUUUCCAAGUUGGAAAUCGGAGAAGUUUUGGAAGAUUUACGGUUAGAGUGUGCCAGGUUUGGCACUGUUAAAUCUUUGAAUGUUGUCGAGCGGGAGGCUUUUCCUGUUAAUAAUGUGGAGGAUGCUCGUGGAGUUCACAAUGCUGAGAAAUCUGUUGAAACUGCAGGGCAUGGUGGCAAAAUAUUCUUAGAAACUUCUGAAAAAGUCACUGACACAGAAAAUGCAGAAAUCAAGGAAGUGGAGGUUGAAAGGGACGUGGGUGACAGAGAGGAAAGUGAUGGAGCUUUGGAAACUGAAAGCAUCAGUCAUGAGGAAAACACAAAUGAUGUUAAUAGAAAUGAGGAUGAUUCAUCAGAGCAGCUUGACAUUAAAAUGGAUCCGAAGAAUCCUCCUGAUUUGCCUUCCCCAGGGAGCCUUGACCGACCAAGCCUUUUGGCUGAUCAUGUUGAAUGUCCAGAGGGCAGGGGAAAUUUGACAAGUCAGAUAGAGGAAGGCAAGUCGAGCUCGGGAGAAGCAAUGGAGGGUCUUUCAGCUGCUCAGGAUGGAGAAAGUGAGGAACUGGAUUUUGAGCUAUGGCGUACUUUUGAGCUAGGUUCUGUUUUCGUGGAGUAUAAAAGGACGGAGGGCUCCUGCAUCGCUGCACAUGCUUUGCACGGGAGAAUAUUCGAUGAGCGGGUUGUGAUGGUGGAAUAUGUCCCUCUUGAGCACUACCUAGCAAAGUUUCCAGGAUAAUAUGACCAGGCUCAUGAUGCUGGUAAAAGGCACGUUCUUUUGCUCGAGAACUGCAACUGAGCUGGGGCGUUCUACCUCAUGGCAGGUGUUGAACGUUCCUGCGGUAUCUUGAAGCCCUCGGCUUUAGGGCAAAAGGUUGUCGUAUUGUUAGCUAGCUUGUGUACCCUACUAAGAGAGAUAUUUCGACUGAUAGUGGGAACUGUGGGUGAGUGUCGUCCUUGCUAUCUCGGUCGUCCUUGCAGACUUGGUGGGAACAGAGAAUUUUUAAUUGAAAUAUGUUACCGAGGGGGAACGCUGUAGAAUCCAUUCUCAAUUAGCCAUGCCUUUGUGAAAAUGUUUGUUGAGACAAUACUAGGCUAGUAUUUCAUGAUACAAAUUCUUUGCACUGGAAUGCCUUUCCUUUGUCUAGAAUCCUUGUUUACAUUGAUUGCACAGGGACACUAGCAUCGCGGCAGGCAUGAUGUACACGAAUUGAUUCAAGAUUUGAAUCUUGAUACUAACUACUAUAGUUAGACAUUAUCCUUUAUCUAUGUCAGGUUGGAUUGGACAGCGGUUUGAGUUUA
This is a messenger RNA of Punica granatum (pomegranate), 3898 nucleotides long. NCBI's taxonomy places the organism in Eukaryota, Viridiplantae, Streptophyta, Magnoliopsida, Myrtales, Lythraceae. The record is from RefSeq and is a predicted model, not a curated record.